UGGUCAGUUUAGAAAACUUGGUUCACAUGUUGGUGCACACUUAGAGUGAGAACAUGGGGAGCAUCGUCUGUAUGAAUGUAGGAAGGAAAGGGAUGAGCUGGAGGACUACAAGCUCUUCCUUGAGUGUCAGGGGAGGCAGGAUGAGCAGCAGGAGGAGAGGGACCAGAGCUUUCUCACAAACAGCCCAAAGGGUAAGGCUGAUGGCCCAGCAUAUGCGUCCCAUAAUGUCCCAUAAUCUGUUAUUCCAUAAAUAACCCCAUUGCUUCAGCAGAACAUCAAGCUAGGGAGACUGCCCUGAAUCAGCAGUUUCUUUUCUUUUUUCCUCUCCUGAUUGCAAAAUCAGAGCCGACCUAUUGCUGCAGCCAGUGAUGGUGCAGUGAGAAAUGAAAGGCAGCAGAAAGCAGGCUGGGAGCACUCACAGAGGCUGAGCCAGCAUGUUGGGACACAGCUCUGGCACCAGGGCGUGGCCCAGACCCUCUGCACCUCAUGCCUGGGAAAUCUGCUGCCUGUUUGCAGGGGCUGACAUCCAGACAGAAAUGCACCACAACUUCCCAGGCAGCUAAAUGCCCAGCCGAGCAAUGAGAAUGUGGCAGCUUGCAGAGCUGCAUGAGCCUGCAUCAAAUAGAUAGGAAUGUUUGACCAGCUGGGCAGGCAACUGCAGCUCAUGAUUUCCCCCCCAAAAGUGGAGGAUUGGACUUCAAAACCCAAAACACUGCAGUUCAGGGCUGUCAAAUUAAUGGAAUCUACCCCGUUUUCACACCCAUGCCAACUGGGCCAGUGAGAGUGGCACGGACACAGCAUGACCAUGAAUCACGUGAAGACUUAUCCUUGAGCUCCUUUCUCAGGGAAGGAGGGCACAAAGAUCUCAUUGCACCUUUUGUCUUUAUUCGAGAGCUACGUCUGCCAGCUUAUUUUUAAUACUUUGAAACGAAAUGGAUUCUACUAGAAGUAUUAUUAAAAGCCUCUCUGCUGUAAAUCUGCUCUCUGCAUGCACCUGAAUCACAUCCAUCCCUAUAAACAUCCACUUGGCAGCACAAGCACGGUCAUUCCCAGCUCAUCACCCAGUAGGAGUAGAUGGCUCCAGGCUUGUACAGAGUGGUCAGCUGAACCACCAGAACCAUCAGAAAUGGGCUGGAUUUGAGCCCUUACUCCAGUGAGGAGGUGAUGCCAUGAUGGGAGAUGUUGCACAGGCAUUUUCUGUGGCUCAGUUUGUUGGUGGUAACCUCUAGAGCCUCCCUAACUCACAAGGACCUUCACAAGGAAGCAAAUUAUCCCAAUUCCUACUCAGAGUGUAGCAGAAUGUUUAAAAAUGGAGGAUUCCUCUUCCUCCCUCUUGGGGACAAACCGAGUCACAGCUGCACAAGCACAUUUGAAAGGAGAACACAGCAGCUGAUUCAAAAAUCCCCACGUAUUUGUGGUCUAAGUCUUUCAGAGAUUUGUGCACCAGGUGCAGAACAGAGGGCUGUACUCUGCACCGUCAGGGUGAGGAUCUCCAGCUCAGCCCUACCUGAAGCUCUGCCACGCUUCACUCCAUGGCCAAGCAGAGCAGUGAGGAGCCAGGGAUGGACACAGCAUCAGGGAUGGACACAGCCCCAGCGAUGGACACGGCCCCAGGGGUGGACACAGCCUCAGGGGUGGACACGGCCCCAGGGAUGGACCCAGACCUGCAGCCCAGGACCAGGAGGUGUGACAGUGACUGCCUUGCUCCUCGCAGAGGGCAGGACGUGGUGCUGGCAGCGUGGAUGAGGAGGGCUUUGCCCAGCUCCUACCAACAGCUCCUGCCUGCGGGCCCGGAGCCUCGGAGCCACAAAAAGGCAUCCACAUGCUGCACUCGGACAGCGCUGAGCAUCUACCUGCUGCUGCUGACGGCCGGCCAGGGGCUGCUCAUGUACAAAGUGUUUAAGAUGCAGAGAGAGAUACUGGAACUCCAAGAGCAAAAUGCCUCCUAUACAGAAGAGAUUCUGCAGCGUUCCUCUGCCAGCCAUCUGGCCUUGUCAAGAAGCCCCACUUGGAAGAACUUUCUCAUGGGACAAGAAGAAAACUGGAGGAGAAGCUUAGAAGAGGAAAUCACCAUAAUUAAAAGCAACAAUGCAAACCUGAUGAUGAGGAUGAGCAACAUCACCCUGAUUGCAGGGCCUCCUGGACGCAAAGGAGAUCCUGGAGUACCAGGGUUACGGGGACCACCAGGGACAAAGGGAGACCGAGGCACAGAUGGAGCCCAGGGGGAGAAGGGCAGCAAGGGAGCUCCUGGCCCUGCUGGCCCAAAUGGUGGUCCAGGAGUGAAAGGAGAAAAAGGAGAGAUGGGGAUUGCAGGUCCCCAAGGACAGAAAGGUGACAAGGGCGAGAAGGGAGGCCCCGGAUUCCCGGGACCCAUGGGUCCUAAGGGUGAGCAGGGAUUCCCAGGAAUUCCAGGUGACCAGGGGAGCCCCGGGAAGCCUGGACCGCCUGGGCAGAAGGGAGAGGCAGGUGCAGCUGGACAGCUUGGACCUUCUGGAAGUCCUGGCCCUGAAGGCAGACCUGGUCAGAAAGGGGAAAAGGGGGACCAGGGCCCCAAAGGUAGCCCAGGAGCACAAGGCAUUGCUGGACUGAAAGGUGCACAGGGAGAAAAAGGAAUAGCAGGACCUCCAGGGCAGAAGGGAGCAAAGGGAGACCAGGGCCCAGCAGGCACCCCAGGCCCAGUUGGUCAAAAAGGAUCCAAGGGGGAUUAUGGCCCUAAGGGUCAGAAAGGAGAGCCAGGACUAAAAGGAGCCAAGGGAGAGACUGGAUUUACUGGUUCCCCAGGACUGAAAGGGAGCAAAGGCGAAAAAGGACAAGCUGGCCCUGUUAAUUACAUACGAAUCGCAGGAGGAGGCAGGAGGGGCCGUGUGGAGAUCUUCCACGGAGGCUCCUGGGGAACCAUCUGCGAUGACGGCUGGUCCUUGCGCGAGACCGGCGUCGUCUGCCGCAUGCUGGGGUUCAGCCAGGGUGUCUCCUUCUUCACAGCCUCAGCAGGUACCGGACAAAUUUGGCUUGAUGAUGUGAGUUGCACAGGGAGUGAAAUGUCAAUUAUGGACUGUAGCAAGCGCAACUGGGGUGACAAUAACUGCGGCCACCAUGAGGAUGUUGGGGUGGAAUGUUCUUGAUGGGACAUCGAGUCUGUCCUAGGAGCUGCUGCUGCCUCUGCCCUCCAUGGAGCUCCUCUUCAUGAUGCAAACCCAAUUUCAUCAGGCUGUGCUUCUGUGCCUCUUUACCAGGUCAUAGAAAUAUUGACAAAGAAAGCUGAAUUUUUCACAAAUCAAUAACAGUUGCAAGACCCACAGGUAACCUGAAACAUCCCAGCUGUCACAAAACAAUUGGAGCUCAGGCAUGUGAGCCAGUUCACAGCUUUUCCAGCUACCUGACAUCAGCUCAUCUGCAGGAGCUCACACGUGUGUGACCUCUAAGUCCACAGGGGAGGGGAUGGUCCACGUUAGCUUAGUGCAGUAAGCGAAUAGGAUCAGUGUGCAGAAACCUGCACUUACUGCAGCUGAGCUGGAUAGUCCAUCUUCAUCAUGCUACAGUUGUGAACCUGAGCUUAAAAUCACCAGAGAAGUGCAUGCACCCAAGACAGCAGAUGCUCAGAAAUCCUCAGAUGACCUCUCUGGCAUGCAAAUAUAAGUGUUGUUUGGAAACUAAGCUGGUCACAAUUUAAAGUGCAAAAAUAAGUGCCCGGGGUCUAGAUGCCACACUACCCUGCUUUAGCACAACACUUGUUUUUGACCUUAGCUAAAUCCCUUGCCUUCUCUGUCAGCAUUUCCUAACCUGUCUCCAGUAGCAAUACCCCUUACUUACCUGGUGUAUAAAGCGAAGCUUUUCGUGCCUUUAGAAAUUAGAUGUUCCAGUAAAACAAAAUGAUAAGAAAUAAAAAAAUACAGCAAAGCAUGAAUAAGCUAUUAACUGGUGUUAAAUAUAAAUAAAUAAAUAGAUAA
Messenger RNA from Zonotrichia albicollis (white-throated sparrow), 3947 nucleotides. It is a transcript of the gene MARCO, whose product is annotated as macrophage receptor with collagenous structure. NCBI's taxonomy places the organism in Eukaryota, Metazoa, Chordata, Aves, Passeriformes, Passerellidae. Gene Ontology annotation, cellular component: extracellular matrix; membrane. The record is from RefSeq and is a predicted model, not a curated record.